AUGAAGUAUACUAAGUUAAGUGGCGAUACGAAGCAUCAUCAACACUAUCAUCACCAUGGCCAUGGCCAUCAUCAUGGUCGUGGUGAAGGUGGCAGCGGCAGCAGUUCGGGCAGCCGCUUUUCCAUGUCACUGUCUUCCUCGAAACGUAACAAGAAACAUAAUUGGGGUACGCGGGAACGUACCGGCAUGAGUUUCCUGAUUGUGAUAGCAUUUUUUGCGGUCUUUGGUUUGAUUAUUUUAACAGAGUUAUUUAUGAUUGACGAACGUGCCCAUGGCGGCAUGAUGAUGAUGCGCAGUGGCAAUGGUUAUGGCGGACGUUUUGGCGAUUCAAUGCCUGACUAUGAUAACGUCAAGGAUGACUAUGAUCUGCUCGAUGCUGGUCUAUUGAAUGAUAAUAAAUUAGGUUUUGUGCAGCUUCAUGACAAUAAAUUUAAAAUUCAAGAUGCUGACAGCAAUAACGGUGGACGUUUGGCCGGUGUCUUGUUAAAUUCACAAAGUGUUGGCAAUGCCUAUGCCGGUGCUGGGCUUGGCGGUGGUACGGGCCUGGGCUCAGCCUCUCAAAUGGCUGGUGGUAAUGGGCCCCUAAUACCAUGGGGUAAAAUGUUGCCACCCAAAAUAGAAGACUCGCUACCACAUUUUCCAAUUGGCACCGAGCCAACAGAUGGCUCAUGGCAAAUUGUCAAUGGAACACGUUUUAAAUUUUUCGUUUUCUCAGCCUAUUAUGAUCGGCGAGAUGGGGCGAAAUUGGUGCGCAUCAUUGGAGCAACAAAGACGCGGGGACCGGAAAGGGUAUGGUGUCGUUUUUGGUAUGUGGCAAAGAAUGCAACAGCAGCAGGUGGCGGCGGCGGAGGGAGAGCGAGAGAAAAAUAUUCAUCGGUUACUGUUAUGGCGAGGGUAAAGGUCAUCCGCGAAAACUGGAGCCUCAAGUACAGUGCAUGUUUCGUCUUGUGUCCCGUGCGUCCGCAAGAGUAUGAUGUUCCUCAGUAUGUUAGUAUAGUGGCACGGUUAAGGGCACCUCCAGGCAACAUCCUAGAGCUACGUAAUACCGAUUGGGAUCGUGAUUUUGUGGUAGCGGGAGAAAGUAAAUCCACCAAUCAAUCAUCGGCCAGUAGUGUCCGGCAAUCAAAUUCCGUCCCAGUGGCAGCAAAACCGAAGUUCCCUAGUGAAAACGAGAUCAAAGAUGAUAUCGCGAUCUGUGUGAAGCCGUUCCACUUCAACUAUGAUCAGUCGCUAUUUCUAAUGGAAUAUUUGGAAUUCUAUUCGCUGAUGGGUGUGUCACAUUUUACAUUUUAUAAUCACACUAUUGGACCACAUGUGUCGUGUAUUUUGGAUCACUAUGUGAAGGGUGAUAUACCGGGUAAUUCUACGGCAGAGGAUGUUAUGGAGGUGGCUAAGGGGAAAUAUCAAGAUUCUCCCACGGCAACAUCACCACCUCCCAAGAUCUUUAAGAGCCCCAAUUACCAUAAGCCCACAAUAGAAAUCCUACCCUGGAACUUGCGUAUGCGUUCACAAAAGGAAAUUCGCACAGAGGGAUUAUUUGCCGCUCUGAAUGAUUGUCUAUAUCGUACCAUGUAUCGGUAUAAAUAUUUGGCUCUUGUGGACCUGGAUGAGUUUAUUGUGCCGAGGCAGGUGGAUACCUUGAAUGAGUUAUUGAGUUCCCUCAACAAUCGUGUUCGCAAUCGGAAUACUGGAGCUUAUUCCUUUCAAAACGCCUUCUUCUAUCUACAAUUUGCUGACGAUCCUCAAUUGGCCAAGGUGGAGAAGGGUGAAAGUUUGGAAUUGGCCAAGCUGAGAGCAGCUUUGGUGACACAAAGGAAGACCAGGAGACGUUUCAAACUUCACCCGCAGAAGCAACGUUCAAAAUAUAUUUGUCGGCCGGAGGCUGUUGUAGAGGCUGGCAAUCAUUUUGUGUGGGAAUAUGCCCCGGGGAAGGGAUCGCUGAAUGUACCUCCCACCGAUGGCAUCCUGCAGCAUUAUCGGGUCUGUGAAUUCGGUGGCAAUGAUUGCAUCAAAGCCCCAUCCAUCAUCGAUCGCACGGCCAAUAAAUAUAUCAAUCGCCUCGUCGAGAGGGUCCUAACCGUGUAUCGGUAUUUGAAAAAGAAAUGUGAUUUACCCGAACUGCCGGCAAUACCGAAACCUCAAACCCCGAAACCAGAAAUGAAACCCAUCAUUCGAAAGGACAGCACCUUCAAUGAGGGUAAGACAAAACGGAAGGAUGUAAUGAUUAAACGAAUAUUGGAGAAUAAGAAAAUGGAUGGUGGUGGGGAGAAAAAACAACAGGUACAGCAACAACAACAGAGUAAAAAAGACAACGAAAUGAAAGCGGAACGUGAAGAACGGAAACCGCCUGCCGUGACAACGAACGAAGAGACGACACAAAAACUGAACAAUGAAACAGCGACAGCAUCGAAUGCCAAUAAAACAACAGGAACAACGAUAAAUGGAAGAGGAGGAGGAGGAGGAGGAGUGCUUCCUCCUCCACCUUCCAAGGUGGUAACAAAUUCUUCGAGUAGUGUGGUAAAUAAAUCAAUGGCGAAUAAUGCCACCCAUGGCGUCGCCAUGAGUGGACCGAUUUCAAGUAGCAGCAGCAGUUCCACCACCAGUACUUCCACAAGUACCCAAAUGACCACCACAACAACGAAAGAAACAACGCCGCAGGACAUUUUCAUGGCCAAAAAGACGCAUAAGGUUGUGGUGUUCUUUGUCGAUGAUAAAGGCAAACCCAGGGCACGUUUGGAAUAUCAUUAG
Messenger RNA from Musca vetustissima, 2748 nucleotides. RefSeq lists its product as uncharacterized. Bases 1 to 2748 code for a protein of 915 amino acids. The record is from RefSeq and is a predicted model, not a curated record. NCBI's taxonomy places the organism in Eukaryota, Metazoa, Arthropoda, Insecta, Diptera, Muscidae. The transcript has 9 exons.